UCAAUCUCUCUCACACACACCGGCUUCAAAGUUCUCAUACAUGCCGUGAUUUAGCCUACUUCACAGGGUAUGGGGUCCUUUCCUGGGUGCUGUAGUUACUGCUAAGUAUGUAGUGGGAAUGUCUUGCUGUGGUUGAGUUGUGUCUGCUUACAGGCUGGGGGAGACUCUGUCCUGUAACUCGGUGGAGAGAGAGGUGAGAGAUGAAUCUUGCCGAUUCUCCCAGAGAGGGGAGUAAGAUUCCCAAUAAGGUCAUUCUCCCUGGGGACACAGAGGAGGACUUAAUUUAUUCCGGGAUGAGACAUGUCUUUGGGAAGACAGGAGAGACAGUAGCUGCCUCUAAGAGGGAUGUCAAUGGAAAAGCAGAGAGACGUGUACAGGUCAAUCAGAGACUGAAGACAGACCGUCGUGAGUCCGCAUCUAGUAGCAUAUCUUUCCAAAGUGACGUGUCUGUAGAGCAGCCUCCUAAUAUCAGCGAUGGAAAACUCUCAACAAGCAAUAGCCAGACAGAGAGGAGAGACUCAUCGUUCAGCUAUGUUUCUCUGCGUAGUGAUAGCUCCGUUCAGAUGCCACCCAACCUCAGUGAAGAAACUGCAUCUGAGACCACAAGACUGAAGACAGACCGUCGUGAGUCCGCAUCUAGUAGCAUAUCUUUCCAAAGUGACGGGUCUGUAGAGCAGCCUCCUAAUAUCAGCGAUGGAAAACUCUCAACAAGCAAUAGCCAGACAGAGAGGAGAGACUCAUCGUUCAGCUAUGUUUCUCUGCGUAGUGAUAGCUCCGUUCAGAUGCCACCCAACCUCAGUGAAGAAACUGCAUCUGAGACCACAAGGAUGGAGAAACAGAGGAUUAGGCGCUGGCGUGGUCUCUCUAUCCCGCCCCCUCACAUUGCCCAAAGGCAGCACACAGGCCGACAGCAGACUUUUCCCAGAACUGUGUUAGCACAGAGGAACGCCACAAUAGAAGAUUCUCUUAAUGUUUGUGAUGGAGCUUCUCACUGUCACAUCAGUCUGGAAGCAGACAGACGUGAAUCUUCAGCAUCCAGUUGCUUGUCUCUACACAGUGACAUCUCCAUAGGUCUGCCUCCUUGUAUGAAAGAUGGAACAGUAUAUCCUAUCACCAGUCUGGAAGCAGACAGACGUGAAUCUUCAGCAUCCAGUUGCUUGUCUCUACAAAGUGACAUCUCCAUAGGCCUCCCUCCUUGUUUGAAAUAUGGAACAGUAUCUCCUAUCACCAGAGUGCAAGAAGAAGAGUCCCCGAACAAGGGAGAGGGAGUAGCACCCUAUGUCAUAAGGUGUUUGGGGUAUAGGCCACAGUCACCAUCUCCUAGCCACACAUCCACAGAGAGUGACAGCUCUCUAGAAAAGUUCCCCAACUCUGACCAAGCAACAUCACAACAUCAGCCUAGACGUCUAUCCUCUGGGUCUCUUUGGAGUUUGGGGUCCCUAGCUUCUCAUAUCCCAUCGGAGGAAACAGUUGUCCCCUCACAAAAUACCUCAGCAAACAUACAGAGGGCCAUAGAGGGCCAUAAGGCCAGUUUGAAGAAGAGGUUUGAGGUCAUGCCUGGGGGGUCCACAAAACUCAGCUGUGAUGUGCCAUUCCACGCCAUCUACACAGAGCUCUACAUCACAGCAGGAGACAGUCAGGGAAUCAACAUAGAGCACGAGGUCCAGCAGACUGAGAUGAUGCACAGGAGACAGGCAAUGCCUCCAGAUGAGGCAAUCAACUGCAGCGACAUCUUCAGACCGCUACGGGGAGAGCAGAGGCCCAUCAGAAGAGUCAUGACCAAAGGCAUCGCUGGGAUUGGGAAGACCAUGUCUGUGCAGAAGUUCAUUCUGGACUGGGCCGAAGGGCGAGCUAAUCAGGAUGUGGAUUUCAUUUUUUUGCUUCCCUUCCGCGAGCUGAAUCUGAUGUGUGGUGUGCAGCAUAGCCUCCACAGUCUUCUGGUGGAGCUCUUCGAAGAGUUCCAAGCCCUGGAAGAUUUGGAGGUUUACAAGGCAUGCAAACUCCUGUUUAUCUUUGACGGUCUGGAUGAGUCUAAACUCCGUCUGGACUUCCAGGAGAUGGAGGUGUGUGACGUGAACAAGGCAGCGACAGUUUCAGCACUAGUGACGAACCUCAUCAAAGGUCACCUUCUCCCCACUGCUCUGAUUUGGGUGACCUCACGACCAGCAGCGGCCAGUCAGAUACCUGCCCUUUACAUUGACCAGGUGAUGGAGCUCAGGGGGUUCAGUGAUGCGCAGAAGGUCAAAUUCUUGAGAAGCAGAGUUGCCAACCAAAGGCUGGCUGACAAAAUCAUUGCCCAUGUCCGGGCAACACGCACGCUUUUCAUCAUGUGCCACAUCCCUGUCUUCUGUUCGUUCAUUGCCACUGUGUUUCAGCAAAUCUUGAACAAGAAACCCAUCAGGGACAUUCCUCACACACUUACUCAGAUCUUCACAGAGUUUGUCAUCACACAGAUCAACACGCGACAAUCACAAGAGUCCAGCAGAGAGGCUAUAUUGAAGUUGGCGAAGCUGGCCUUCACUUAUCUACAGAGUCAACAAUUUAACUUCUAUGAGGAGGAUCUCAGAGAGUGUGGAAUUGACACAAGGGAUGCCUCUGUGUUCUCAGGGUUAUGCAUAGAGAUCAUCAAAGAGGAGUCGGUCGGUCGUGGAAAGCGGACCUACUGCUUUUUGCAUCUGACCAUUCAGGAGUUUCUUGCAGCUCUUCAUGUGAUCCACUCCUUUGUCACUAAAAAUGCAAAGGUUCUGGAGUCUUUUCACCUUCUCGUGUCUGAUAAGAAAAUGGACCUGUAUGACCUGCUGAAGGCUGCAGUGGAUAAGUCCUUGCAGAGCGAACAUGGACACCUGGAUCUUUUUCUCCGUUUCCUCCUGGGACUUUCGCUCGAGCCCAACCAGAAGCUCCUACAAAGCCUGCUUAAAGGCACACGCAGUCGAGCCUCUGACAUCACAAAGAAAAUCACUGAGUACAUGGACCAGAUAUUGAAAGCACAAAUACGCAAGAGAACCAUCACUUACAUUAAAGAGCUCAGAGGGGAGAACCUCUCACCCGAAAGGUGCAUCAACCUCUUCCAUUGCUUGAUUGAGAUGCGGGACUUCUCCAUGCAGGAUGAAAUCCAAGAGUACCUAAAAUCAAAGAGGUGCGUGGAAUUCAACCUCUCUCCGGCCCAAUGCUCGGCUCUGGCAUAUAUGCUCCAGAUGUCCGAGGAGCCGCUAGACGAACUGGACCUGAGGCAGUACAACACCACAGACGAGGGCCGCAAAAGACUAGUACCAGCAGUACGGUGGUGCAGGAGGGCUCGGUUGGAUUGCUGUAAACUGACAGUGAAAGCCUAUCAGACUGUGGUCCUUAGCCUGCAGUCACUGGGUUCACAACUGAGUGAGCUGGACCUGAGCUACAACAGCCUGCAGAACUCGGGGCUUAAGCUGCUUGCUCAGGGGCUACUGAGUCCUCAUUGUAAACUGCAAACGCUCAGUUUGGUUGGCUGUCACUUUACAGAAUUGUCCUCCUCGACAAUAGCCUCAGUUCUCCAGUCUGAACACUCUGCUCUGAGAGAGCUGGAUCUGAGCGACAAUGAACUACAGGACUCAGGAGUGGAACACCUCGCUGCUGGUCUGAAGAGUCUCAACUGUAAAGUACACAUAUUGAGGUUAUCCACAUGUCUUGUGUCUACCAGAGGCUGUGCAGCCCUGGCUGCAGCGCUCACCUUUAACCCCUUUCAUCUAAAAGAGUUGGACCUGAGCUACAAUUACCCAAGAACUUCUGGAGUGGAGCAGCUCUCGGCUAGACUUCAAGAUUCUGACUGUGCUCUGGAGACCCUCAAUGUCAAGCAUGCUGGAAGGUACCGUUUGCUGUCAGCACCACAGAGAUAUUUCUACAAGCUGCAUUUAGACCCCAACACGGCUCAUAGGAACUUAACACUGUCUGAGCGGAACCAGAAAGUGACUAGGGGGCCAGCUCAGCCCUACCCAGACCACCCAGAGCGCUUUGACUGCUGGCCCCAGGUGCUGUGCAGGGAGCCUCUGACCGGACGCUGCUACUGGGAGGUUGAGUGGACUGGGACAGCUGCCAUUGGAUUUACUUGCAAAGGCAUAAGGAGGAAGGGAGGAGGAGACGAUGUGGUGCUGGGACACAAUCCUAAAUCAGUGACUCUGUACUGUAACGAGAAGGGCUACUCUGUGUACCAUGGUAAGAGGAAGACCGAGAUCGAGUUCCCCCCGUAUGAGUGCAAUAGGGUUGGGGUGUUUCUGGACUGGCCGAAUGGCUUGGUGUCCUUCUACAGAGUCUCGUCUGAAGGUUCACUGCUCCUACACACGAUAUAUUCCAGCUUUAACAAGCCACUGUACGCAGGGUUCACACUAUACCCCUCAGACACAAUCAUCUCUUUGUGCAGAAUGAAGGUGUGACUAGGCACACACAUACACACAGAUAUUUCGAAUCACCAUUUCUAGGAUGCAGUGAUCAUUUUGACACACUUCUCAAAAAAGGUCAAUCAUGAAAAUGAGUAAUUUGUGUGCAGUGAUUUCAAACCCUUAGUUUGCACUUUAUUUGUAUAUAACUGAAGCACGUGUAGCAUAGCAUGUCAAGAUAAUUUUCCAUUUUGAUUGAUGUAAUGGAGGCCUACGGUAAUUGUAUGCUAUAGUGUGCAUUGUUUGUUUUUUAUUUUAUUUUAUCUGGUUGUAUGCAUGAAAUGUCCAAAAUAUGUAGUAAUUUUUGUAUAUAAUUUGUAAACAUUGUCAAAUAUUGUGACUUUGACCACCUCAGUAUCAUGUAUGACUCAUCUCCAAUAUCAAUAUUUCACUGCUUUCUCCAUUGUGCUCACCACCUUAUGCUAGCCAGAUAACUUGCUUAUACAAGCCCACAUCCUAACAUCGUCUUAAUUGUUCAACUAACUAUGAGCCUAUCAUAAAUAUGGUAACUGAG
Clupea harengus (Atlantic herring) is the source of this 4920-nucleotide messenger RNA. RefSeq names its product NACHT, LRR and PYD domains-containing protein 3-like. Lineage: Eukaryota; Metazoa; Chordata; Actinopteri; Clupeiformes; Clupeidae. The coding region runs from base 201 to 4403 and encodes 1400 amino acids. The transcript is spliced from 20 exons. Gene Ontology annotation, molecular function: protein binding. The record is from RefSeq and is a predicted model, not a curated record.